AUGAUUAGAUAUCUUCGAGAAAAGAUUAUUGGUCGUCCAGCGGUAUUUUCUCUAGCCGGCGACCUACCAAUAGAUGAUCAUGCGCCUCCUAUAAAGAGGGCUAAUUCACAAGAUGGUUUAAAUGAUGUUGUAUUAAUAAGUACAACUUCAAAUGAUACAACAAAUCAGGUAGAAAAAGUUACUAUGACAAAUAAUCUUAUCAAUUCUGGACGUCGACCAAUACAAUCAUCAUCACCUAUUAUUAUUCCAAAAAAACCUCCUCGUUCGAAUACAUCAUCACAAAGUUCUUCAUCGUAUACAUCAGUUGCUGAUCAAAUGUCUUCAUUUGUUGAAUCAUUAAUACAAACAGAUGAUGUAUCAAAUUCAACAUUUCCAACAUUACCUUCAACAUGUCAACAAUUAGAACAUUCAGCAGCACGAGAUCGUAUUUCAGUGAAAAUUAAACGACAACAACCAAUUAAACAAAAAUUGAGUACACUUCGAGAAACUGAUGAUAAUGAAAGUGAUUUAUUUUCAUCGAAAACUGAAGCUAUAUCAUCAACACCGGAAGAGGAACAAUCAAUCAUUGCUACAACACGUAUCGAGCCAAAAAAACCACAACCAUUAAUUGAUCUAUCUGAUUUGGAUUCAGCUCGAGCACGUCUUCGUAUAUCAGUUCGUUCACGUGAUCGUUCAGCUGAUAAUAUACUUUUGGCAACUAAUCCUAAUCCUAAUAAUGAAAUAUCACCUACUCCAUCACCAAAUAUUUCAAAAUUUAAUAAUCCUAUGCAACGUUCUGUAAGUUUUAAACGUGUUCAAGAAAUUAAUGAUACAAAAUUAAUAAAUCGAUCAAUUUUAAAACAAAAAAAACAAGAAAAUAAUGAAAAUAUUUUAUUAACUAAUAAAUCUAUUGAAAGUAAUUCAACAUUAUUUGAUUAUUCAAUACAAAAUGAAAAUAUUGAUGAACAAACAAAUAUUAAUAAUUCAAGUCCAACGAAAUCAAUAUCACGUUCAUCAUCUCAAGAACAUAUUUAUGAUAAUUUAGAUGUAUUUAAACGUCCAAAACCAAAUAUAAUUCUAUCAUCAAAUGAUGAUGAAUCAUCAUCAUCAUCAUCAAUAAAUAUCGUUAAAACAAGAGAACAUCCAAUAUCAACAACACGUUUAAGACCAGUUACAAUGCAUGUUAUAUCUAAUAAUGAUAAACAAAUAACAAAUGAAUUUGAAAAUGUUUUUAAUCAAUUAAAAAAACGUGGUUCAAUUAGACGAAUUCGACCCAAUGAAGAAACAAUAACUGAAUCACUUCCAUCAUCUGAUCCUAUUGAAGAAAUUCAUGUACCUCUAUCUCCAUCUAUAAUAUCUGAGAAUGAAUCAACUGUAUCAACCAAUAAAACAAUCGAACCAAUCCAUACACCACCAACAUCAAAUCGACGUAAAACAGUUGUUGGUGUUCAUCUAUCAGCUAAUAAUAAAGUUGCUACUAAUGAUAAUAAACCAACACCAUCAUGGAUUGAUAUAGCCAAACAAAAACAAAACAAAUUUCAAUCGGUCUCGAAUGAAAAAAAACAUCAAGAUGAAUCUGAACAACAAUCAACUAUUGAAUCACCAGUUCUAAUUAGAAAACCGAUACCUUCUGCUGAUAUACGAUCGAAUCGAAAAUCAAUGUUUGAACAAACUACAACACAAACUAAUGCACAUGCUAUUGAACGAGAUUCAAUACGAGCAUUAAAAGCUGGCAAUCCAAAUCGUAUAAAUAAUUUAAUACAAUUUUUUGACAAAUAA
Molecule: messenger RNA, 1758 nt
Organism: Rotaria sp. Silwood2
Lineage: Eukaryota; Metazoa; Rotifera; Eurotatoria; Philodinida; Philodinidae
Source: the annotation of a GenBank genome assembly